UCUGUCUUUGAAAGACGUGCCUCCUUCUCUUCCUACUGUACUCUCUCUCUCACACACACCCACAUUCACACACCCACACUCAUACACAGAGCGGAGCUCGUGGCCGUCCAGCUGCACAAAUACACUGGAUGCCUGUUAGCGGUGGAAACUGAAUUUUCUUUACCUUGAGAUUUUCUGCAGUAUUAUCCAAAAUGAGUAGCUCUUUCUCAGCCAAAAUGGAACUGGCUAAAGAUAUGAAGGAGGAGGAUAAGUUGUACAGAUAUAAUGGAGUGCUGUACCCUGUCAUCAUGAGUCCAGUGGAGAACCUGAAGGCUAUGGAGAGGCUGGAAGCAAGAGCAGAUGAUGUAAUGUUAGUUGCAUAUCCCAAAUGUGGUUUUAAUUGGAUGGUGGCGGUACUUCGUAAAAUACUAGCAGCAGCAACUGGUGAGAAAGCAGAGUCCCAAAUCCCUCCAUUGAUGGAGUUCUUUGGGCCAGAAAUGCAGCAGGCUAUUCACAAAGCACCGUCCCCCAGAUUUCUAGGGACACACAUGCACCCAGAUAACAUUCCUGCAUCCUUCACCACAAAGAAAACAAAGAUGCUGGUGAUAUUCAGGAACCCGAAAGACACAGUGGUUUCCUUUUAUCACUUCUCCAACAAAAAUCCAUGUCUACCCACUGCCGAGUCCUGGGACCGCUUCUUCUCAGAGUUUAUGAGUGGAAAAGUUCCCUGGGGUUCAUAUUUCGACCAUGUACUUGGCUGGGAGAAGAGAAUGGAUGACCCUAACGUGAUAAUAGUCACCUUUGAGGAGUUAAAACAGGACCUGAGUGAAGGUGUGCGAAGGGUCUCUGAGUUCUUUGGUUUCAGUCUCAGUGAUCCUCAGAUCCAGGCCAUCACAGAGGAGAGCACUUUCAACGCUAUGAAGGAGAGCUCCAAUGACUCACACGGCCAGAUGGGCAACGUCUUGUUCAGGAAAGGUGAAGUAGGAGACUGGAAGAACCAUUUCAGCCCAGCCCAAAGCCAGGAGAUGGACACAGCAUUUGAGAAGCACCUGGCAGGGACUAAGCUGGGGGCUAAACUGAAGUAUGACCUGUACUGCAAGUAGAUAGCAGACAGGAUGAGCACUGACUGAACUGAGACAGGACGCAAGGGAAACACUGACAGAGUAGGAAAGUUCAACCCCAACCGGCAGGAGAGCUGGUAUGCAGUAGCUAAACUGACAUAGACAAUGAGGAAUUUGGUGGUGUGACACUUGUUACUCCACUUGACUGUCUUACACUGCAGCCAUUCAAGGGCAUUUUUGUGAAAGUGUGACAUGAGAUAGAGUAGACAUGAUAUACUUCAUGUUAGAUUCUUUAUACACAUCUUGUAAUCCUUGUUUUUAUACCACUGCACUUAAGUAUGUUAAUUAAAGUUGGUUCAAUGAUUGA
Messenger RNA from Salvelinus sp. IW2-2015, 1407 nucleotides. Its product is annotated as sulfotransferase 6B1. Gene Ontology annotation, biological process: sulfation. Gene Ontology annotation, cellular component: cytoplasm. Gene Ontology annotation, molecular function: sulfotransferase activity. NCBI's taxonomy places the organism in Eukaryota, Metazoa, Chordata, Actinopteri, Salmoniformes, Salmonidae. The record is from RefSeq and is a predicted model, not a curated record.